AUGGCGAGUGGCAGCAGAAGAGUCACCAUCCAGCUAGUGGAGGAUGGGGCAGGGGCUGGAGCCAGGGGUCCACAGCCCUUCCGGGGCCAGAACUACGAGGCCAUUCGAGCAGCCUGCCUGGAUUCGGGGAUUCUGUUUCGUGACCCUUGCUUCCCUGCUGGACCUGAUGCCCUUGGCUAUGACAAGCUGGGGCCUGACUCAGAGAAGGCCAAAGGGGUGGAAUGGAAGCGGCCCCAUGAGUUUUGUACCAAGCCCCAGUUCAUCUGUGAAGACAUGAGCAGAACAGACGUGUGCCAGGGAAGCCUAGGAAACUGCUGGCUUCUUGCAGCUGCUGCCUCCCUUACUCUGUAUCCCCGACUCCUAUACCGGGUCGUCCCCCCUGGACAGAGUUUUCAAGAUGGUUAUGCAGGCAUCUUUCACUUCCAGCUCUGGCAAUUUGGUCACUGGGUGGACGUGGUAGUGGAUGACAGACUGCCUGUGCGUGAGGGGAAGCUGAUGUUCGUGCGUUCGGAUCAGAGGAAUGAGUUCUGGGCCUCGCUGCUGGAAAAGGCGUAUGCCAAGCUCCAUGGCUCCUACGAGGUAAUGCGAGGGGGCCACAUGAACGAGGCUUUUGUGGACUUCACAGGCGGUGUGGGUGAGGUGCUUUACCUGAGACAGAACACUCCAGGCCUCUUCUCUAUCCUUCGCCAUGCACUGAUCAAGGAGUCCCUUGUGGGUGCCACUGCCCUGAGUGAUAAGGGUGAGAUUCGCACAGAUGAUGGGCUGGUGAAAGGACAUGCAUAUUCAGUUACCGGCACACAUAAGGUGUCCCUAGGUUUCACCAAAGUACGGCUACUGCGACUGAGGAACCCCUGGGGCCGUGUGGAGUGGAGUGGGCCCUGGAGUGACAGCUGCCCACACUGGGAUGCACUCCCCUCUGAGUGGCGGGAUGCCCUGCUGGUCAAGAAGGAGGAUGGUGAAUUCUGGAUGGAGCUCCAGGACUUCCUCACUCACUUCAACACGAUCCAGAUCUGCUCACUGAGCCCUGAAGUGCUGGGUCCCAGCCCAGCAGGAGGUGGCUGGCACAUACACAUCUUCCAGGGUCGCUGGGUGCGCGGCUUCAACUCCGGGGGAAGCCAGCCUAGUGCUGAAACCUUCUGGACCAAUCCGCAGUUCCGGCUGACACUGCUGGAGCCAGAUGAGGAAGAGGAUGAAGACUAUGAAGAGGGGCCUUGGGGAGGAAGGGAGGUUCGGGGCCCAGCAAGAGGGGCUCGCAUCCCCAAGUGCACAGUCCUCUUGUCACUCAUCCAGCGCAACCGGCGGUGUCUGAGAGCCAAGGGCCUUACUUACCUCACCGUGGGCUUCCAUGUGUUUCAGAUUCCAGAGGAGCUGCUGGGCCUCUGGGACUCCCCGCGCAGCCGGGCGCUUUUGCCCAGGCUGCUGCGCGCCGAUCGCUCUGUCUUCUGCGCUCGUCGUGAUGUGAGCCGCCGCUGUCGCCUGUCUCCAGGCCACUACCUGGUGGUACCCAGCGCCUCCCGCGCAGGCGACGAGGCCGACUUCACGCUGCGAAUUUUCUCUGAGCGCAGCCAUACAGCAGUGGAGAUAGAUGACGUCAUCAGCGCAGACCUGGAGGCCCUCACGGUCCCCUGUAAACCUUUGGAGCUGGCGAUGGCACAGCUGUUUUUGGAGCUGGCUGGUGAGGAGGAGGAACUUGAUGCCUACCAGCUGCAGACCUUAAUCAGCAUUGCUUUGGAGCCUGCCAGAGCCAACACGAGGACCCCUGGAGAGAUUGGGCUCAGGACCUGUGAGCAGCUCAUACAGUGUUUUGGGCAUGGGCGAAGCCUGGCCCUCUACCACUUCCAGGAACUCUGGAGCCACCUCCUGGUGUGGCAGGCUACAUUUGACAAAUUCGAUGAGGAUGCCUCCGGGACCAUGAACUCCUAUGAACUGAGACUGGCACUAAAUGCUGCAGGUUUCCACCUGAACAACCAGCUAACCCAGGCCCUCACUAGUCGCUACCGGGACAGCAGGCUACGUGUGGACUUCGAGCGCUUUGUAUCCUGCACAGCCCAGCUUACCUACAUCUUUCGCCACUGUAGCCAGCACCUGAAUGGAGGUGAGGGGGUCAUUUGCCUGACCCACAAAGAGUGGUUGGAGGUGGCCACGUUUUCCUAG
This is a messenger RNA of Jaculus jaculus (lesser Egyptian jerboa), 2154 nucleotides long. RefSeq names its product calpain 12 (gene Capn12). The record is from RefSeq and is a predicted model, not a curated record. The transcript is spliced from 21 exons. NCBI's taxonomy places the organism in Eukaryota, Metazoa, Chordata, Mammalia, Rodentia, Dipodidae. Gene Ontology annotation, molecular function: calcium-dependent cysteine-type endopeptidase activity; calcium ion binding. The coding region runs from base 1 to 2154 and encodes 717 amino acids. Gene Ontology annotation, biological process: proteolysis. Gene Ontology annotation, cellular component: cytoplasm.